Frankliniella occidentalis (western flower thrips) is the source of this 789-nucleotide messenger RNA. RefSeq lists its product as uncharacterized. Lineage: Eukaryota; Metazoa; Arthropoda; Insecta; Thysanoptera; Thripidae. The annotation marks the transcript as partial. The record is from RefSeq and is a predicted model, not a curated record. The transcript is spliced from 2 exons.
GUUGGAUUGUGAAACAAGCAGGUGUUUUCCAGCUUUGCGUUUCACUUUCGGGGCGGGGCGGUGCCUUUCUGACCGCAGAGCUGCGCCGCCGGGUCGUCCUGGGAGCCGCCGCGCCCCGCUCCCCCCUCGCGCUCAGGGUCGGGCCCCCGGCGGGGUCGCUUGGGGCCCACGUUGGGUUGGGGCCCACGGGGGCCCCUUCGGGUGGCCAGACCGGGACCGGCCGGGGCACAUUGGCCUGCUCGGCUCGGCUCGCACGCCGACCGGGCCGCUCCUGGCUCCGGCUGUCCGAGCCGAGCCGGCCCGAGACAGUGGGUGGUUGUCCUGUUGACGUAGUCCUCACGGCGCCCGUCGUCCUCUCUGUUGCAGACUACCAGUUUUCGCUCCAUCCUCCCAGCAUGAUCGCUGCCGCCAGCCUGGCCGCGGCCCUGCACGGCCUGGAGUGGACCAAGCGCAGCGGAGUGGCGCUCAAUGACCUGCUUGGCUGCCUGCAGGUCAUCACCGGCAUCGAGAAGGACUACCUCCAGACGUGCCUGAGCCAGAUCGAGGGCAUGGUGACGUCAAUGAUGCACGAGAGCAGCGGUGAGACCUGUGACGUCUCCAAGCUGGAGCAGCUCGCCGACGUGGCGGCGGAGCACGGCGCCGUCAAGGGCGCCAAGGCCGAGACCCCCACCGACGUUCAGGACAUCCACUUCUGAAGGUCCUGGAGCGGCGGUCCCCCCCUUCCCACGGUCCCAGGGCAGCCCGGGGCUCGGCCGCCAUCGGCGCCGCCCCUGCGCCCCCCGCCGUCCC